This is a messenger RNA of Contarinia nasturtii (swede midge), 2492 nucleotides long. RefSeq names its product palmitoyltransferase ZDHHC23 (gene GABPI). The transcript has 3 exons. The coding region runs from base 89 to 1093 and encodes 334 amino acids. The record is from RefSeq and is a predicted model, not a curated record. Gene Ontology annotation, cellular component: Golgi apparatus; endoplasmic reticulum. Lineage: Eukaryota; Metazoa; Arthropoda; Insecta; Diptera; Cecidomyiidae. Gene Ontology annotation, biological process: peptidyl-L-cysteine S-palmitoylation; protein targeting to membrane. Gene Ontology annotation, molecular function: protein-cysteine S-palmitoyltransferase activity.
UCUAUUAGUGUUCAAUCAUGUGUAGUUUCAGACAGACCUAAUUUCGCUUUUUGAGUAGGUGAUUUUUUUGUUUUAAAUUGUAAAAAAAAUGCAAAAUAUUGUCCGAAAUAUUCGAGACCGAGUUCGGAUGCUCGGCGGUGUACAAAUCUCAAUCGAUGCAAUAUUACCGAUUGUUUUGUUGCCGUUAAUGUUUGGUGUUGCGGCCAUUAGUUUUUAUUUUAUGAUAGUGAUUUGUAUUGUGAUGCCAUUGUUUUUGGGCUAUGCCCAAUGGCUUCGAAAAUCGUAUGCGCCACGUACAAAAUUCUUUUUCAUGUGGACAUUUUGGUCGGCAGUAUAUUUGUGUUUGAUAUAUGAAAUGACCGUGCCAUUGAUGGAACUGUUGCCAGAAGAAAAUUUCAUAUUUGUCACAACGCUAUGUAUAGCAGCGUUUUGUUUUUACAAGACCAGACAAAAAGCACUCGAUAAUUACGUAGCACCAAAAAUGGAUGACAUCGAUAAUAUUCGUGAUACUGAUCAAGCACGUUUGCUAAUUGACGAUGAAGCGGUCGAUGAAAAUGAUCCCUCAAAUGACAAUUCCGAAAAUGACUCCGAUCCUUGCGAUUUUAUGAUAUCGAAAACAAAUAAUGUGUGUCCAAAGUGUCGUCGUUACAUUCCACCACGAGCAUUUCAUUGUAAAAUCUGCCAACAAUGCAUAGCAAAACGAGAUCAUCACAGUGUCUGGUUGGAUUGUUGCAUCGGCGAAUCGAAUCACAAAUUCUUUCUGGCCGGUUGUUUAUUGGCAAUGUUUGCAUUAUUAUUCGGUGCAAAUCUAUCGAUGACAUCCAUUUGUCAUCCGUUCUUUGUGUUUCGCAUUUUUAGCAUAAGCGUCUUACUACCCGACGAUUGUAGCGAUGUAUUCGAUCAAUACGACAUUGCACUUUGCUUUGUCGGUUCGAUAUACGCUACAGUGAUGGCCAUCUGCUGUCUCAUCAUACUAAUUCAACAGUGCUAUUUAAUUCUUAACGGCGUUACGGCGUCCGAAUGGAGUCGCGGUGAUAUAAAUCGUAAUGGCUGUGCUAUGAAUUUGAAAGCAUUCAUUUGUUGCUCACGUUGAAAAAAAUUAACUUUACAUUCAAUAAGGAUGUAAACGAAUGAGUGCGAUGGAGAUGUUCCAGUUGGUAUUCGUUCGUAUUUGUAAACGUUCGCUUACAUCGUUAUCAUUCAAUUAUUAUGGUUCAAACAACUUUAUCAUUUUCCACGUUACUAGAAUAAUAAGUUAGUCAUUAGUCAUAGGACUUUUUGCGCAACCAUAAAUCAACUAUUUAUGAGGUUGUAGCUAUCGGAAGUCCAUAAACAUUUUAAAAUAAAACUUUUACGCGAACGGUAAUUAUUUUAUUUUUUGAUUCGAUUGUAAAGCGAUAAAAAUAAUCAAUUGUGGUUUGGAGCAAUAAAAAUAUUCAAAAAUCUAACUCUCUAUCCGUUGAGGUUUUACCUUAACUCGUUCUAAAAAAUGUGUUUCGUAUUCAAAUUAUUAGUACAAUUUGAAAAAAUCGACACUCGUGGUACUUCUGUGGAAAAAUCAUUGAGUCUCGCGUUCUGUAUCCAAAUUCAUUAGAACAGAAAAUUAGGUCAAUAGUUUUUAAUAAUUAAAUUAUUCAAAAAAUGCACAGAUGAUAGAUGAAUUUACAAAUUACAUUCUAUAUAGCCUAAGGUCAGAUGGCCAGAUUUCAAUUGUAUGAAAGUGAUUUUUUUCCCUAAUAUAAUGGGCAUAUUCGUGAAUAUAUCGAUUGAAGGAAAAAGUUUAGGUUGUUCGAAUUUCAUGCAAGUUCAGUUUGUGUAAUUUAUCCAAAAUAAUUGCCACUGAUUGUCACUAUGUUGACUGACAAUUACCCAAAAUUAGGCCUCGUUAAAUAUUUAAUCUGGUUUGCAGUAUUCACUACUAUUCAGUCAAUGGUUCUGCACGUGAGUGAAAAUAAAGUGAAGAAUAUUUAAAUAAGAAUGCACAAAGGCUUCGAUUAAAUACAAAAGGAAUGUUAAAAUGGCAUUUCCCUUUGAAUGGUGUUAGAUAGUAUUAUUAUUUUUUCGUUUAGUGGUCGAUUCUAGUUUAAUGGAAUUCAAAAAAAUUGUUUUUCUUUAUUUUAGAUAGAUAUUGCACUUUUACGUAUAAAUUUUGUUCGAUUUUUAAGAAAUAUGAAUGCCAAAAUGGGUGUGACCUUGAUAGAGUAUAUUUGCCAAAAACGAUGUGGAUUUGGCAACCAUAAAUCCUAAUCAACUAUAGUUUAAAUUAAUAAUAAAAAUCCAAAAUAAAAUGAAGAGACUGGUCACCGUGGAUUCAUAAAUACACAUUAACUUUUUCGUAACGCACACAACUACGUUCUUCUCUACAACUUUGCUGCUCACAAAACUGUCACAAUAAAUAUAUACCAUAAUCUAUCUAAAAAAUUAGCAAUUAUUGUCUCAAGAAUGAUGAAGAAAAUCAUGUUCAAUAAACGAUUUUAUUGAUUUUAAUUGUA